AUGUCAGACGUAGAUAAUCUACUCAAUGCCGAGCAACUGGCAUUAGCUAAGGAUCAAGAAAUAGAAAGAAUAUUGGGUUGCUGCCAAUGGGAUUACUUUGAUCUUUUAGAAAUAGAUCCAAAUGAACAAGAUAUACCAUUAAAAGUAAAGAAAACUUUUAGAAGGAAAACCUUGUUGGUACAUCCGGAUAAGGUAUCCAAUAAGAAGGCGCCGGUAGCCUUUGAUAGGAUCAAGCGAGCAGAAAGAGUGCUUUCGGUCAACCCGGAAACAACUUCAGAAUCAGACAAGCCAUUACUAGUAGAACGGGAAAGAUUAUUGGCAAUUUAUAAAGAUGCAUCUACAAGAGCAGAUCAAAAGAAUAAGAAACAAAUUGUGAAAUUAGUAGAAGAGAUUUUGAAUGAUGAAAUCAAGCUGGAACAAAUAGAAAAAGAUUUUGAACGAAGACAAGAGGCAAAUAAAAUUGAAGAAUUGAAUAAAAUUCGUAAGGAAAGAGAAUUAAAGAAGAAACUUGAAUCCAAAUGGGAAGAUGAUCGAGAUGUAAGAGUUCUGAAUUGGAGAAAGUAUACUUCUAAGGUAGAAAAGAAAAAUACCAAGAGCAAGAAAGUUAAGAAGAAGGUAUUGGCGUAG
This is a messenger RNA of [Candida] anglica, 627 nucleotides long. The record is from the annotation of a GenBank genome assembly. Lineage: Eukaryota; Fungi; Ascomycota; Pichiomycetes; Serinales; Debaryomycetaceae.